AUGUCUUUAGCCAAAGACCCCCAGGACUGGACAGUUGACGAGAUUGUUACAUUUAUCUGCCAUGACAAGCCUGGGGACUGGUCAUACAAUUUGGCUUCCCCAGAUCUUGUGGCUCUGGAGAGCUCUCUCCGAGAAAACUCCAUCUCUGGCUCAAGUUUUCUCGAGAUCACAGACGAUCAUGUCAAAGAACUAGGCGUGAAGGCUAUUGCGCAACGCCAGUAUAUCCUCAAAGCCAGUAAAUGGUUACAACGACGAUCGACAAAGUUCCAAUUAGAGCAGCAGCAGCCUCCCCCCAAUGCACAUCCCGAGGAACAGCAACUUUCACUAGAAUGCCUCGAUGAUCCUAUUAACGCCACCCCACUUCUUGAUAAUCCUGCCAAUAACGCCUCUCUUGAUGUUCCCAUCAACCCCACUGUCUCUCUAGACAUUCCCUCCGACCUCAGCCCUCUUCCUGCUGGCCCUUCACCGGCCAAAACGGGGGAAAAGAGACCUCGCCGGAUGGAGCCCACUAUUGUGGAACAACCACCCACAUCUUCUCCCUUGAAGAUAGGUCUAGCUCACGAACUACCUGAUCCGACUCCCGCGGUUGGGCAAGAAGAUUUCUUUGAUUAUCUUGCAAAGGCUUAUCCCCCGAAUGAUGCUGAUGUCCUCCCAUUCUUUGGAGAAUCAAGCUCCGAAAGUGAGUACGAUACCGAUAGUCGCGAGGAAAUGGAAGAGGAUGAGGGACAACCCCGCCCGGAUACUCCCCUGGAUACUUCUGAGACCCUGGAAGAUGCCGAAUUCAAUGAAAUCGUCGAUGAAUACAUUAGCGCACGGAAAACAUAUUUUGACGAAAUUCGGCUGCCAAAAGAGCUGCCAAAGGGAUUUCAAAUUUGGAUCAACGGUCAGCAGCUCCCGAACAUGAAAAAUCGAAUUUCGACACGGCUCGCCCACCUGGAGAAACGUUGUCAAGACCUCCGUCAAGCACUUGCCGAGGCGCAACAUUCAUCCCGUUCAUCUUUACUUCAAGCAUGUGCAUGUCUUGACGCCACUGUCGUUGAUAUUUUCUUGGAUAAAUGGAAGUUUUCUGUUCUCGAGCAACCUACACCCCCGCCAAAAGUUGCUCGUCCGCCACGAACCCUACGGCCAGCUAAACCCGAUGUGAAUCUAGACGGCGAAGAGACUUUGAGUUCGGAUUCGACUUCUGAUGUGGAUUCGGAUUCGGUGUAUGACACCGGAGAAGAGGCGGAAGAUGAAUCAUCAGAGCAAUCGGAAGAUAGCGACCUUGCAGACUUUAUUUCCGAUCCCGAAGACGGCGUCGCUGCACGAGAUAAAGAAGUCUCACUUCCUCGCGCAGCUGUUCAAGGUGGACCGUUCCGCGACUACUCUUCAGAUGAGGACCUCAGCCAUCUCUUCUAUAAAGAAGAGAAUUACGAACCCCCGGUCGCCAAGAGGCGCCGCCUAGAGAGAGAUAGCGUCCACCAAGAUGAUUCAACUUCGCUACUAACGCCGAUGACAAUUCUACCGUUUGACCGGGACGUGGCGCUGCCCUCGAAGGAGUGCGAAGCCAAGACCCAGAUAGAGGAAAAUACGUAUCCUAUUAACCCGAUGGGCCGCCAAACACUUGAAUCUAUGGUUUCGACAAGUGACAAUGACAGUGGAACCGAUGAGGCUGUGCGUCUUUUUGACGACGUUUCUCAUAUGGAAUGGCCAAGUAUGGAGGAGAGUGGAAAUCGCCUUCACCUGCUAGCAAAAGCCCUCUUAGCUCUGCCGAAACACCGGGUCAACCAAAUUUCAACGCUUCUCGUGGAUUAUAUGCCCUGGGAUUAUCCAGAAUUUACGCGAGACGCGCUGAAAAACAUGGAAAAGAGUAUACCGGCAAUGGCGGGAGUUGAUCCUGACGAGAGCCAUUGUAUCAUGUUGAUGACCACUAUGUUCUUGUCGUGGAUUAAUGUUACCCGUAUCCCUUCCGGCGGCGUACCAGAAAACCAGAUCAAGACUGCGCUUGCAGCGAUGGAAGAGGACCUUGGUGAAGAUCAAAUCUCACCAUUCUUCGAAUCCUUGAAUGAUCUUGUUAAGGGAUACAGAAAAUGGCAGGCUUCGCGAUCUCAUGUCCGGUCUAAUGAACAGGAACCCCCCCAGCACCAGUUGCCAAAGCGCAAGAGAAUGGCCCCAUCGAUGACUCUGAAUCGGGCUCAAAAAGCUGGCCAGCAACGACAGGCAAGACAAAAUGAGGCCAAACGGGCCCUCCGAUCCCGAGUUGACUAUGAGCACCUACCCGCAAAGCCAGUUUCAUUCCGGGAUCCUGUUAUAGAGAUUGAUCCAUUUAUCGGCAGCCAGAUUCAGCCACAUCAGCUCCAUGGGGUUCAGUUUAUGUUCCGGGAAAUUGUCGAGAACAAACGACCAGAAGGGUGCUUGUUAGCCCAUACCAUGGGGCUGGGAAAGACCAUGCAAGUAAUCUCACUUCUAAUUACUAUUUCCACUGCUGGGGCAUCGCAGAAUCCGGCCAUUCGAGCCCAAAUCCCCGAAGAAUUGCGACAGCUCAAAACGCUGAUACUGUGUCCGGCAUCACUUAUUCAGAAUUGGUGCAGGGAAUUUGAAAUAUGGUCCCCCGACGACCACAACCUCGGCAAGGUCCGCCCCAUUCUGGCAAAAUAUUCCAACAUGAUCCCUGACCGAACUGAAGAGAUCCGUGCUUGGAAUGACGAGGGUGGUGUACUGAUCAUCAGUUACGAAAUGUUCCGCAUUCUCACUGGGAACAAUGUGGGCCAGAACGAGGAUCCUCAAAAACAAUCCAUCAAUGAAUAUGUCAAGAGUUUGCUGCUGGAAAGCCCAAAUCUUGUUGUGGCUGAUGAAGCUCAGGUGUUACGCAAUAACACAACUAAGCUUGCUCAGACAACCUGCCGCAUCCGCACCCGGAAACGGAUUGCUUUGUCCGGGACUCCACUAUCUAAUGGCCUAAAAGACUAUUAUUGGAUGGUUGAGUGGAUUGCUCCCGGAUACCUGGGACCCUUUGCUGAUUUCAACGAUACUUUCAUUGUCCCAAUCGAAAAUGGCUCGCAUAUUGAGAGUACCAGGGCUGACCGAAGAGAGGCACUUCAGCGCCAGGAGCUUUUCCUUAGGAUCAUCGACCCAAAGGUACAGCGAGCGGAUAUGUCUGUACUGGCAAACAAGUUGCCACCUAAAUACGAGUUCUCAGUUUACUUCGAGCUGACAGACUUCCAAAAAUCUGCGUACAACCUCGUCAUUGAAGGUAUACCACAAGGCAAGACCGCGAAUGUGAGCUCGAAGCUCCUGUCCUGGCUGUCCCCUAUUAAGCUCUGCUGCAAUCAUCCGGCCCUUCUCAAGGAAAACCUGGAAACCCGAGCAACUAAAAGCGUACCUGAAAGACCAAGAAGUCCCAGUGUUGAUGAUCAUGGCCUUAAUUCUAGCUUGGACGCGACGAGCGAAGCGGUAACUCUUCCACGGUCGACGGUAUCUGAACUGGACGAUCUAUGCAGCAAAGUUCCUAACUUGCUGGAUCCUAGCCUAUCCAGCCGAGUGAUGAUCCUGAAUGAAAUAAUCAACCACGCAAUCGCAGUCGGGGAUAAGGUCCUAGUAUUCUCAUCUAGUAUUCCAACGUUGCACUAUCUGGCGAAAUUGAUGGAUAUAACGCAAAGAAAGUAUCAUCUACUUCAUGGCACAGUGGCAACAGUUGAUCGUCAUGAGAUAAUUCGCAAAUUCAACCAUGACAACUCCAUUCAUGUGUUUUUUGUCUCAACUAAAGCUGGUGGCAUCGGUUUGAACAUCCACGCAGCUAAUCGGGUUGUGAUUUUUGAUUUCCUAUUCAACCCUACCUGUGAAGAGCAAGCGGUCGGACGUGCUCAUCGAAUUGGACAGACAAAGCCGGUCUUUGUAUACCGACUUAUUGCUGGCGGAACCAUCGAGGAGAAAAUGUAUGGCAAGACUGUCUUCAAGAGCCAGCUUGCGGGCCGACUGCUUGAUGACAAGCAUAUCGCUCGGAUGGGGUCGAAAGCCGAGGAUAAAUAUCUGAUCCCCUGGCAAGAGAGUUCCCAGAAAGGUGGUAUUGAUGAACUUGCAUCCGAAAAGGAUGCAGGGAUGAUGGAGAGACUCCGGUCUAAAUGCGCUGAGUCAAUCCUCAGCAUAAAGCUCUGCGGCGACGAGCUUGAUCCUGAAGACAUGUUGACAGUUGCAGAGCAACAAUCUGUGGCAGAGCAGUUGGAACGCCGACGACAACUUCGCUCUGCUUUCCAGUGA
Messenger RNA from Penicillium griseofulvum, 4236 nucleotides. RefSeq names its product putative SNF2 family helicase/ATPase. The record is from RefSeq and is a predicted model, not a curated record. NCBI's taxonomy places the organism in Eukaryota, Fungi, Ascomycota, Eurotiomycetes, Eurotiales, Aspergillaceae. Gene Ontology annotation, molecular function: ATP binding; ATP-dependent chromatin remodeler activity; protein binding. The transcript is spliced from 2 exons. Bases 1 to 4236 code for a protein of 1411 amino acids. Gene Ontology annotation, cellular component: nucleus.